Messenger RNA from Suillus clintonianus, 843 nucleotides. RefSeq lists its product as uncharacterized. The coding region runs from base 1 to 843 and encodes 280 amino acids. The transcript has 5 exons. Lineage: Eukaryota; Fungi; Basidiomycota; Agaricomycetes; Boletales; Suillaceae. The record is from RefSeq and is a predicted model, not a curated record.
AUGUCAACCUGCCUUUCACUGGAGUUAUUUGAUUACUCAAGUGCUCGUGCCAGCAUUUUUCAACUAUCAAACUUACUAGGCACCGAAUUCGAUGCCUAUAUAGGACUCAUAGCAAGUCAGAAGCUUCACACUGAACUUCAUGUUCUGGCAUUCUUGCUCAAAGAUCGGGUCUAUCCUAGUGAUCUUUGGGAAUUAGUUGGGGAGCGCAGUGUAGAGGCGAAGCAGGAGGAAAGGUUGCAAAGGCAUCAAUCCAUCUGUACCAGUGGGGAUAGCGCACGACAUGCGACUGUAGAGCGAUUUCUCAUGGAAGAGAGGAAGAAACGGUGUCAGAUGGAAGUUUCCUUGUACAGCCAAGCUAUUGAGUCAUUGGAACAACAUUGGAUGUCGCGUGUGGGAUUUCGAACCAAACAUAUCAUCAGGCCUCCUUCAUGCAUUAGCCCCUCAUUGCCCUUGUCGAGUACGUGGGUCACCAUUGACAUCCAAGAGGCCUUUCACCGCGCAUUCCAGGAAGAGCUGGACUUGCAAGCAGAGCUGAUGAUGGCGUCUCUCGCCACCAGGCGUAACAACGCCUAUCUGCGCAACCUUGGGCUGGAUUUGCUAAUCCUGCAGGCCAAGAUGCGCCGCGCGCAAGCUGAGAUAGAGCUCUAUAGCCUGGCCAUUGAAAACAUCCAUGGAUUCGAUCUCUCUGACAGCAGCUCAACAACAUCCUUCCGCCCAACCAUUUCAAAAUGUCUAUGUGAUACAGCGUCCCUCUACGAUGAGGACGUUGACAACGGCAUGGGGGGAUACGAAGAUUAUGAAGACUACGAAGACUACGAAGACUAUGAAGACUGCGAAGAUUGA